AUGGAUCUUUCCCUUUUUUAUUUCACAUUUGCUAUCUUUAUACUACUGCCAGCAAUUGAUCAAACACAAUUUAAUAUUGAUUCAUGUCCAACGUCUCGUCGUUUAUUAUUUUUUGGUAGAUUUAAUUUUUCUCUUGGAGAGAAGAAAUCUGAACAUAUUUCUUCAUCUUCAAAAGCACAAUCAUCACCAAAACUUUCGAGAACUGUUCAUAAACAUGGUGCUACAGUUUAUGUUCAACCACAAACUUCAACUGAACUUGGUCAAAAAGUUCGUUCAUAUAGUCAUUUACUUAAACAAAAAGUGGUUAAAAAAGAAGAACGAACAAAAAUUAAAAAGUCUAAAUCUCCAAAGAAAAAACCAAAAAUUCAUAAACAAAUUAAAAAGAAAAAUACAACUCAACAUGCUACUAAAACUCGAGAAUUAGUAGCUAUUAAUGAUCAUGAACGUGUUCGAUGUCGAGCAUUACUUCGUAUCGGUCAUCCAAAUAUUUCAAUAUCUUCAAAAAAUACUAAAAAAUCAAAGAAAACAAAAUCUGAAAAAAAACCAAAACCAUCAUCCAAAGUACACAAUGAUACAAUAGAAGCAAAGAAAAAAAUUGUUACUUCAAAAAAAUCUUUGCCUAAAAUUGAUAAACAAAAAACUAAAAAAGUUAAACCUGAAAAAAACAAUACAAAAUCUACUUCAAAUCGAAAGAAAAAACCUAUUAAUAAACCGAGUGAGGUGAAACCACUCACUCCAACACCAUCGUCAUCAUCAUCAUCAUUACCUAUCAAUGAAGCACCAAUAAAAAGUAAAAUUACUCAUCCUCCAGCUUCAGUUUCUCUUCCUCCUCCUCCUCCUCCUCCUCCUUCAUCAACAGCAUCUCCACCACCUCUUCCACAAUCAUCAACAAAUACAAAAUCAAAACGUGAAAAACCACCACCACCACUACCACCACCGCCGCCGCCGCCACCUGUAAUCGAAGAAUCAACAGAAACAGAAGUUAAUGAACCAGUUAAUACUGAUAAUCAAGAAAAGAAUAAUUCAGUUGUCGAUCGAGCUUAUCAUUUUGUUAGAAAUAUGUUUCAACUAUCUGAUGAUAUACUCGAAAAUAAUUAUACUCAUGAAGACGAUCAAAUUCUUUCUUCAGCAAAUGAAGAACAACAUCGUCAAGCACGAAAAUUACUUUCUAUUAAUGAUGAAACAUUAUUUUUAAAUUCAAAUAAUAUAGAUGAUUAUGAAUUUAAUCUUUAUUUUAAUCAAUUAAAUGAUAAAGAAUUUAAUAUUGUAUCCUUCAAUGAUUUAUCAUUGUCAUCUAUGAGUAUAUCAAAACGACAAUUAUUAUCUAUCAAAAAUGCUAAACAUACGAUACCUACAGACACAGCUAACGUAAAAAUUAAAAAAACAAAUUCUAUUUCAAAUAAACCAAAAGUUGGUUGGGCUUAUCGUUAUCGUAUAUCACGUUAUUUAGCUGAUCAAAAAACGAAACAUACUGGUCAAACUAGAAAAACUAUAGCAGGAGGAGGAAAACCUUCAACACAAUCAAAUAAUAAAAAGAAGAUAAGUUCUUCAACUCAUACAAAAGUUUCUAAACGUAAACUUCUUGAAUUCAAUACUAAUGAUGAAUCAAAUUUGAAUGAUAAUUAUAAUAAUGAUAUCUCUAAUCAAGAUAUUGCCAAUUCUGUGUUGAUUACACAAGAAUUUGUUCCUAAACGUCAAUUAUUUACUUCAAAAAAAGUCAAUGAUAAUGAAGAAGACACUGAUAAUGAUGACGAUAUUAAUAAAAUAAAUGAACGUCGUCGAAAAAAAUCUUAUGAAGAAAUAACUGAUCCAGUCGAAAUUGUUCGUUCCUAUGAUCGUGGUUUAUUUAAACCUCGUGUUGGUUGGCAAUUUCGUUAUCGUGUAUCACGUUAUAUUGAUUCUUUACGUGAAAAUAUUCGUGAAGAUCAAGAACGUUUAAAAUUAGGUCUAGAAGCAAUUAAACGUAAAACACCACAAGAAUUAAGUGGAAGACGUAAACGUGUUCUAGAUAAACCGUUUGCAUCUGAAAAACAAGAACAACCUCCACCUGUUGAAGAAAGUAAACCUAAUGUUGGUUGGCGUUAUCGAUAUCGUAUAAGUAAAAUGCUUGAAGCUAAAAGACGUGGUGAAUAUAUCGAUGAUGAAGAAGAAAAGCGUAAAGCACGUCUUGAACAAAAACAACCAAGUCUUGUUAAACCUUCUGAAGAAGAUGAUGAAUGCGUUGAAUGGGAAUAUGAUCAUCUUGAUCCAGAAUUACGUAAAAUAAGUGGAGAAGGUCGACAUGUUGGAUGGGCAUAUCGAUAUCGUAUUCGUCGUAAACUUGAUAAAUUAAAAAAACAACAAGCUGAAAAUGGAAUUCCAUUUGAUUUGGAAAAACUUACAAGUGAACAAGAGAAAAAAACAAUAACAACUCCAACAAGUCCAAAAGUUGCAUUAGAUGAAAGUCUAGUUGAAAUUCCUAAAAAAACUGUUGGCUGGCAAUAUCGUUAUCGUGUUUCGAAAAUGAAAGAAGCACAAAAACGUGAAGCAGCUGAAGCCUUAGCAAAAUUAGCUAAAAAAACAGAUGAACAUAUACCAAUACAUGAAAGACUUGAUCCUGCAUUAGCACGAUUAACACCAGAAGAACGAAGUGUUGGAUGGAAAUAUCGUUAUCGUAUUCGACGUAAACUUGAUGAAAUAAAAAAUGCAACUCUUGACAGUCACGCUGGUAAACGUAGUAAAAAAAAUAAACAAUUAUCAGAAUCAAAAAAAAUAUCAAAACAUAAAGAAGAAAAAAUUAUUAAAAAAGUUGAAGAAUCUAUUGAAAAAAUUCUUAAUAUUGAUGAUAUUGAGGAAACACCAUUUAUGGAAUAUUGUCGUCGUGCAUCAAGUUAUGUUCUCUAUGGUCUUCUACCAACAGGACGAAAAUCUAUAUGUCUUUUACCAUUACCUAUUACAUUUUCAUUUUGUAAGGAGAAUAAUAAUGAAGAUAUUAAUAACAUACCAAUAACAACGCCAACAAGUACAAUCAUAACAACAACAACAACAUCUGAAUUACCUAAAGAAAUUUCAACAAAAAAAUCACGAACAAAAAAAGAUAAACGUUUACCAAAACAAACCAUAUCUUCUCGUUCAAUUAAAUCCGAUAGUACAAAUGAAAUUAUUACGGAUACAGUUAAACCUGUAUCGAAAACACCGCCUAAACCUGUAUCAAAAACACCGCCAAAACCCAUAUCGAAAACACCACCUAAACCUAUUGAAAAACCACAAAAAAAACAAUCACGUCAACGAUUCCAUUCAUCUACACGAUACCAAAUUAAUGAAGAAAUAAGACAUUUUGAUGAAGAGGAACAACCAAUUAAAAAAAUAAUUGGUGUGGAUUCACAAAAGAGAAAAAAUAAAAAACGAUUUCAAAUCAUAGGUACAGAAGUUAAAAUUAAACAUAAACGUUCAACAACAAAUUCUCCACCUAUUACCACAACCACUUCCUCUAUUCCAAUAACAAUUACAAAUCCUCCUCCAAUUAUUACAACAUCUCCUCCAAAUGUCGAAAUUCCUACAACAACUUCUUCUCCUGAACCACAAAUUCCUACAACAACUUCUUUCCCUGAACCACAAAUUCUCUCAACAACUACUUAUGCACCUCUUCGUUCUAUUUCAGAGAUAAUACAAGAGGAAGCAGCAACAUUAUUAUCAACAAAAUCAGUAUAUUCUGAAGAAAUUAUAGAAGAAAACAAUGAAGCAAAUGAAGCCUUACAAGCAACAACAAUAACGACAACAAUAAUAACAACAACAACAACAACAACAACAACAACAACUUUAUCACCGCCGAAUAUUAAUGAUAAUACAAUACCCGAUGAAGACGAUAGUGAAUCAAGUUCGAGUGAUAGUGACAGUGACAGUGAAAGCAGUUCAAGUGAAGAUACAAACAAUAACGAUGACAAUUUUAGUACCUCACCUAUGAAAAAAAUCAAACAAUUUUAUGAGACUGCGAAAGAGAGUGUGCAUGAUGUGUUCGACUUAAACGAUGAUAAAGAUAGUUCUUAG
Molecule: messenger RNA, 4026 nt
Organism: Rotaria sp. Silwood2
Lineage: Eukaryota; Metazoa; Rotifera; Eurotatoria; Philodinida; Philodinidae
Source: the annotation of a GenBank genome assembly